Carassius carassius (crucian carp) is the source of this 2054-nucleotide messenger RNA. It is a transcript of the gene nfyal, whose product is annotated as nuclear transcription factor Y, alpha, like. The transcript has 10 exons. Gene Ontology annotation, cellular component: CCAAT-binding factor complex. Gene Ontology annotation, biological process: regulation of transcription by RNA polymerase II. The record is from RefSeq and is a predicted model, not a curated record. Gene Ontology annotation, molecular function: DNA-binding transcription factor activity, RNA polymerase II-specific; RNA polymerase II cis-regulatory region sequence-specific DNA binding. NCBI's taxonomy places the organism in Eukaryota, Metazoa, Chordata, Actinopteri, Cypriniformes, Cyprinidae. Bases 143 to 1204 code for a protein of 353 amino acids.
GUCAAGCCUGCCCCCUUUCUUCUCUGUGUGGCUCAUUUUGCGCCAUUUUGUCCGCACCACUGUGUUGAUUGGGUUUUUGAGAUCUGUAGUGGAGCCAAUCAGAAGGGUACCGGACAACCGGAGAAACGGUGAGGAAGGAGAGAUGGAGCAAUAUACUGCUACAACCAGUGGAGAUCAGAUAGUAGUGCAUGCUGCCAAUGGACAAAUCCAGCAGCAGGCUCAGGGCACCGUAACAGCUGUACAGCUGCAAACAGAAGCACCCGUGGCUACAGCUGCAGGCCAGCAAGUGCAGACGCUCCAGGUAGUCCAGGGUCAGCCGCUGAUGGUCCAGGUGAGUGGCGGGCAGCUGAUUACAUCCUCAGGUCAGCCCAUCAUGGUACAGGCCAUGUCUGGAGCUCAGGGCCAGACGAUCAUGCAGGUGCCUGUGUCUGGAGCUCAAGGCCUUCAGCAGAUCCAGUUGCUUCAGCCGGGUCAGAUUCAGCUGCAGGGAGGUCAAACUCUGCAGCUGCAGGGUCAGCAGGGUCAGGCUCAACAGAUCAUCAUACAGCAGCCUCAGACUGCCAUUACUGCCGGCCAGAACCAGGGGCAGCAGAUUACAGUUCAGGGACAGCAGGUUGCCCAAACAGCUGAAGGACAAACUAUUGUGUACCAGCCUGUGAAUGCUGAUGGCACAGUUCUGCAGCAGGGCAUGAUCACCAUCCCAGCAGGCACCCUGGCAGGCACUCAGAUUGUCCAGGCAGCAGGGGCUGCUAACACCUCCACAAACAACAGCGGGCAGGGCACAGUUACCGUUACCCUGCCAGUAUCUGGAAACAUGGUGAACGCUGGGGGAAUGGUCAUGGUAAGACCUCCUGAUGAGAUGGUGCCUGGUAGUGGUGCUGUGCCAGCCAUCCAACGAAUCCCUCUGCCAGGGGCCGAGAUGCUCGAAGAGGAGCCGCUGUAUGUUAACGCCAAGCAAUAUCAUCGUAUCUUAAAGAGACGCCAAGCUCGUGCCAAGUUAGAGGCAGAGGGCAAGAUCCCUAAAGAAAGAAGAAAAUAUCUUCACGAGUCACGGCACAAACAUGCCAUGCAGCGGAAGCGUGGUGAUGGGGGACGGUUCUUUUCACCGAAAGAGAAAGAAGAAAUGGCCUUGGCCAUGCAGGAGCAACAGGACCAGAACCAGACCGGAGAUGAGGCCGUGGCACAGAUGAUCCGGGUGUCAUAGCACUAGAACUUCUACUGUUUUUUUUUUAGUGACUCUGAAGGCCUACAUUUUCACCAUUGUGAAUCACUGUCUCCAAAGAAACACUAAAAGUCAGUCCUAAUUCAUCAUGGCCUGUGUUCCUCCCUCUUCCACUAAAAGAAGGGGCCCAUCUGAUUUCGCUCUUUGGUCUUGUAUUUCUCCAGAGGAUACACAUAGAGCCAUUACUGUUAAUGUGCAGCGUAAUGAAUUCAGCUUGUGGUUUAAAAAGCAAUUAAAUAGCAAAGCAUAAAUUGGUGAUCAGCCCAUAGAGAGAGAGAGAGAAUACGCAGUUAGUAAUGAGGUGGCAGUAGAACAAACUAAAUUUUGGCAAUGAAUUGAGUGAAGACCAAGGCGAGCUGUUUGAUUUUCUACUUUUUUAACAUCAUGGACAGUUCUUGUCAGGUUUAUGAACUUAUAAAUGGAAAGUUACAUGGAAAUGACAUAGGUUUAUCUCUUACAAGCUAAUUGUGGUGUUGUUAAGCAUGUUGUAGAUGUUUGGCAUGGGGAAAGUGGCACUGGGAAAACAAUACAGACUAAAAAGGGCAAGAUUUUUCGGAAAUCAGCCCUCAUCACCAAGGAAACAUCGGGUGUAUAAUGUGUUCUUGUUUUCCAAGCUUUUAAUACAGAUUUCACCCGUAUUAUGAAGUCCUUUUACAUUAGUGUUUUGAUAUAAAAUUCAUUUGUAAUUUGAGUGAGGUUUGUGUAUCCAGUCACUGUCUUCCUGGCUAAUCUAGUUCCUACAUGGAAAGUUCAUGUGAAUGGAGUUAUGUUGGAUAUUGAAGUCGUCUAAGCUGUAUUUUGAUAAAAAUUUUGUGUGAAACGCAUUGUGAAA